CUUCUUCGGCGGCUAGACACUCUACACGUGUCGCCGCACGCGUCGUCUCCUGCGACCAAGAGCCCCCCGCCCCGGCCAGCCCCCAACACAACCUUCGCGAUCGAUCCUCCUGCCCUGCCAUGCCCCCCAUCAUUCCAUUAAUUCUCUCCCUUCUAGAAUCUCUACGAUAUCGCCGGUGCAAAUCAAGGAUGUGCGGCGUGAAGGGCAGCAAGGGCGGCGUCGCCUCGUCGCCGGCGACCGCCGUCAUCGUCUCCGUCUCGCUGCUGCUGGUCGCGGCCUCGGUGCUCGCGCUCUUCCUCUCGCCGCUGGCGCCGCCGGCGGCCGACGGGAAAGCAGGGGCGCCGCCUGAGCCGGUGGAGCUCGCCAUGGCCGGCGCCGGACACGAGGGAGGCCACGGCUGGCUGGACCUGGGCGCGCUCCGGGCGUGGGCCAAGCUGGCCUUCCUCAGGCUCCGCCCGCUCGAGCCACGGGGCGAGCUGAGGAGCCCGGGGGAGUCGGUGGUGACGAAGGCGGCCAAGAAGAGCCUGGAGAUGGGGAAGGAGACGGUGGAGCACACGGCGGAGUCGGCGGCGGACGCGCUCAGGAGGACGGUCUCCUCCUCGCACGGCGACCUGUAGAUAUAUCGGUCGGUGUCGACAAUUUUUGCUCUUCUUCUUUUUCUCACCUGUAUCUGUCGUAGGUCGGCUGUAGUGUCAGGAAAAAAAAAAGUGUCCCGUAAAGAUGCUUAGGUGUAUUCUGUUUUCUGUACUCAUUGUGAAAUAGUACUCCUAGUAUGAGAUAAAGUGUGUAUUCGUUUGUCCUAGCACCAACUGCGUUCGAAGCUGCAACGACAGCAAACUGAAGCCAUGUACACGAAAAUGGCAACUGUGUAUGCAAGAACUUCAGAGA
Messenger RNA from Brachypodium distachyon (stiff brome), 888 nucleotides. RefSeq lists its product as uncharacterized. The coding region runs from base 120 to 617 and encodes 165 amino acids. NCBI's taxonomy places the organism in Eukaryota, Viridiplantae, Streptophyta, Magnoliopsida, Poales, Poaceae. The record is from RefSeq and is a predicted model, not a curated record. The transcript is spliced from 2 exons.